AUGGAGUGGACCGCAUCUGGCCGUGAAGGGGAUGUGCCCAGGCUGAUCAGCGCAUUUGACCCGGUGGUGAUGGCCGAGUGGCAACGCAUCGCGGAUAAUGAUCCGGCAGGGGCCCAGUGUGGCGCAAUCCUCCCGAGUCCACACCCAGCGAUGAUGGCCCAGGAGACCGACCCCAACACGAUGGCCCCGGAGACGGACCCCAACACGAUGGCCCCGGAGACGGACCCCAACACGAUGGCCCCGGAGACCGACCCCAACACCAAGGCCCCCGAGACGGACCCGAGCACGUUGGCUCCCCCGGACCGCAACACGCCGCAGGCGUCGUCUGCCGCCAGUCCGGGGAGCGGAGUGGUGCAGCUCAUAUGCAUCCUCAUGGCCAUCUGGGCCACCGUC
Messenger RNA from Mesorhabditis spiculigera, 393 nucleotides. The record is from the annotation of a GenBank genome assembly. Lineage: Eukaryota; Metazoa; Nematoda; Chromadorea; Rhabditida; Rhabditidae.